AUGAAGGCGUUCCGGAUCGGCCGGAAGCCUGCGGGUCUCUGGCCCAAUAUGCUACCGCCAAUCAGAGGUGGCGUCUACCGCAAGGCCGACUCAACCCCUUCCUCUUUGGGCGACUCGAUGCCUACCUGCCCUGUCAUCGUCGAGCCCGCCGUCGCCGAUUACUCCGAUGAUGCUGCCACGGACUCUGACUCGGACUCGAGCAGGGCCCGUGGUUCCGAUGAUGCUGGCCGUCUCAGCCCUGGCCUCGACCGGGCCUCCCUGGCCUCGUCUGUCACAUCUGAUUGUGGCAGCGACGAUGAGAUCGAGAUCCAAAAUGCAAAGGAUCUCGAUGUUUCCGCCCUGUCGGGUCUGCGGAAGCGGACGGUCCCGUCGUCCGUCGAAGGUGCUGCCGUGAACAAGGGCAUGCCUCCCGGCGAAUGGGCCCGCAAGCUGUCUCCCCUCGAGUACACCGACUGGGCCAUCCAACAAGAGGUUGAACGUGAGGCUGCCAUGUAUCCCUCCGUCGACAUGGCCACACAGCAAGACAUUAUCCAGAAGUACCGUGCUCUGCACCAGAAGGUCAUCGACGAGGGCCACUACGAUUGUCGGUACACUGAGUACGGCAAGGAAUUGGUCCGCUACACCUCGUUGUUCGCCGCCUUCUUCGUUGCUCUCCGCUAUGAGUGGUACAUCACGUCGGCUUGCUUCCUGGGUCUCUUCUGGCACCAAAUCAUGUUCAGUGCCCACGAUGCUGGCCACCGCGCCAUCACUCACGUCUUCUGGAUCGACACUCUGAUCGCCCUAUUCAUCGCCGACUUUUGCUGCGGCCUGUCUAUGGGAUGGUGGAAGAGCAGCCAUAACGUACACCACCUCAUCACCAACAUGCCCGAGCACGACCCCGAUAUCCAGAACGUCCCCCUGUUCGCCACCUGCAUCUCGUACGCCAAGUCCCUGACAUCGAGCUACUACGACGGCUUCGUCUACGUCUGGGACAAGGCUGCCGACAUCAUGGUUCCAUUCCAAAAGUACACUUACUACCCUGUCAUGGGCAUCGCUCGCUUCAACCUCUACCUCCUGUCCUGGUGCCACGUCCUUUCCAAGAGGUCGUCUGGCCUAGGUAACAGCAAGGCUUGGUGGAUCCGUCCUACCGAGAUUGCCUUCAUGACCUGCUACUGGUUCCUUUUCGGCUACUGCCUCGUCUGGCGUUCCAUCCCCACUUGGACCAUGCGCGUCAUUUUUGUACUCGUCUCGCACAUCAUCACCAUGCCUCUACAUGUCCAGAUCACUCUGUCCCACUGGGGCAUGUCCACUGUCGAACUGAGCGAUGGCGAGUCCUUCCCCCAGCGCCAGCUUCGCACAACGAUGGAUGUAGACUGCCCUGCUUGGCUUGACUGGAUCCACGGUGGCCUUCAGUUCCAGGUCGUGCACCACCUCUUCCCUCGUGUGCCUCGUCACAACCUUCGUCGCGUGCAGGUCCACGUUCGCGAGUUCUGCAAAGAGACAGGCAUCCCUUAUUCUAUCCUUAGCUUUGUCGAUGGUAACAAGAAGGUCAUCGGUCGCCUGAACGACGUUGGCGAGCAGGUUAAGAUGAUGCUCAACUGCCAAAAGUACAUGGCCGAAACUGGCGAGAGCGGGUUGCAUUAG
This is a messenger RNA of Verticillium dahliae VdLs.17, 1623 nucleotides long. RefSeq names its product fatty acid desaturase. The transcript has 2 exons. Gene Ontology annotation, biological process: lipid metabolic process. Lineage: Eukaryota; Fungi; Ascomycota; Sordariomycetes; Glomerellales; Plectosphaerellaceae. Gene Ontology annotation, molecular function: oxidoreductase activity, acting on paired donors, with oxidation of a pair of donors resulting in the reduction of molecular oxygen to two molecules of water. Gene Ontology annotation, cellular component: membrane. The record is from RefSeq and is a predicted model, not a curated record. Bases 1 to 1623 code for a protein of 540 amino acids.